Molecule: messenger RNA, 747 nt
Organism: Didymosphaeria variabile
Lineage: Eukaryota; Fungi; Ascomycota; Dothideomycetes; Pleosporales; Didymosphaeriaceae
Exons: 1
Coding region: 1-747 (248 amino acids)
Source: RefSeq, a predicted model, not a curated record
AUGAAAGGCGACUGGCGAUACUACUUCACCGAUUACUUCCCCUCGGACUGGCACUGCGACCGAGGAGUACUCACUCAGCUUCAUCUUAAUGUAUUAGAUGACAUCACCAACCGGAUCGCCCCAAUAUUACACGACCCAUUUUCCAAAGGUCCACCAAAGGCGUCCAAAAACCAGCAGUCAUCACUGAUGAUGACGAUCCCGUUGGACACCGAAGCCGAAGGACCGUUAGUGCUAGAGCCUGAACCAGGAUGGAAGCUCUUCCACCACAUGGACACGAGCAUCGACAUCGCAUGGACCGACACGAAGCAGCCGGGUCGGAGAGUGAACGUUACGUCGAUCAACGUCGAGAGGGGCGUUUCGGUGAGCGCUAACACGGGCGCCAUUGACCUCGCUCUGCACACUCCGUACGUUAAACUUCCAAACGAUGUGUAUGAGUUUCUGGCUAAGUUCGCGAAACCUGAACGCUUCGACAUGGGUCGGGACAUGGAAUCAGUCGACCUUGUGAGCUGCAACUCUACAUCCACCUUCCCAAACAUCAAUCUUCAGCUUGAAGGCGGCGCGCAACAGAUUAUCGUCAAGCCUUCACAGUAUGUUCUCCGUAUCAGCGAAAGUCUAGGUGGUCCAUUCAGUGGGAAAUGCGUGCUGCUCGCCAAGAGAGGAGGAGAGGCGGAAAUCGGGUAUGCGGCGCUGAGAGGCAAGACAGUGUGGUUUGACUGGGCGAAUGCGAGGACGGGAUUCCAGACUUGA